CAGGCAUCAGAUCAUUUGGCUCGACAGCGGGCACCGCGUCAUCUGGCAAGGCAGUGGGCUCUGAGUCAACUGGUAUGACCGCGGGCACUGGGUCAGACAUUGGAUCGUCUGACUGGACAGCGGGCACUGGGUCACCAGGCAUCAGGUCAUUUGGCUUGUCAGCGGGCACCGCGUCAUCUGGCAAGGCAGUGGGCUCCGAGUCAACUGGUAUGACCGCGGGCACUGGGUCAGACAUUGGAUCGUCUGACUGGACAGCGGGCACUGGGUCACCAGGCAUCAGGUCAUUUGGCUCGACAGCGGGCACUGCGUCAUCUGGCAAGGCAGUGGGCUCCGAGUCAACAGGCACGACAGUGAGCUCCGGGGCAUCAGGUACCGGAUUGUCUGGCUCGACAGCGGGCAUCGGGUCACCAGGCAUCAGGUCAUUUGGUUUGCCAGCGGGCACCGCGUCAUCUGGCAAGGCAGUGGGCACCGGGUCACCAGGUAUGACAGCGGGCUCUGAGUCAAUUGGCAUGACAGCGGGCACUGGAUCAGGUACCGGUUCAUCUGGAUCAACAGCGGGCAUCGAGUCAACUGGC
Messenger RNA from Staurois parvus, 575 nucleotides. NCBI's taxonomy places the organism in Eukaryota, Metazoa, Chordata, Amphibia, Anura, Ranidae. The record is from the annotation of a GenBank genome assembly.